Molecule: messenger RNA, 1238 nt
Organism: Portunus trituberculatus (swimming crab)
Lineage: Eukaryota; Metazoa; Arthropoda; Malacostraca; Decapoda; Portunidae
Product: ribosomal RNA small subunit methyltransferase NEP1-like
Exons: 6
Coding region: 114-818 (234 amino acids)
Biological process (GO): rRNA base methylation
Cellular component (GO): nucleolus; small-subunit processome
Molecular function (GO): rRNA binding; rRNA (pseudouridine) methyltransferase activity
Source: RefSeq, a predicted model, not a curated record
CCAUUGCGUGUCAACACAACAAGUGACUCUUGAGUCCAGUCCACGAGGUUGUGGCCGUGACUGGUGUGUGCAGUGAGUACAGUGCACCAGUAGUAGGUGUCAGGUGUGCAGCCAUGGGGAAGAAAAGGAAGAACAUGGACGAGGAGGAUGAAGGAGAAUCCUCCCACAGGCAGACGGUCCCUACCCAUGUCAAAAACCAAGAGAAGAGACUCAUCGUGGUGCUGGAGCGAGCCAACCUGGAGAGUGUCAAGAACGGCAAGAGUUAUGAAUUGCUCAACUGUGACGACCACAUGGGUCUAAUGAAGAAGUACAACAAAGAUCCUGCCAACUGCCGGCCAGACAUCCUCCACCAAUGUCUCCUCAUGCUCCAAGAUUCUCCACUCAACCAGGCAGGCAAACUACAGGUUUACAUCCAUACCGAGAAAAAUGUCUUGAUAGAGGUCAACCCACAGUGCAGAAUUCCUAGAACUUUCAAGAGAUUUGCUGGUCUGAUGGUUCAGCUGCUUCACAAAAUGAGUGUUCGAGCCAGCGAUGGUAACAUGAAGCUUUUGAAGGCUAUACGCAACCCUGUCACAGCUCACCUCCCUGCUGGGUGCAAGAAGAUUGGCACCUCCUUCACUGCUAAGAAACUUGUCAAUCCACGGGAGAUUGUUCCUGAGAAUGAUCCCAUUGUAAUUGUGAUUGGAUCCAUGGCUCAUGGCAAGGUGGAAGUAGAUUAUAUUGAAGAAGAAAUUGCAAUAUCAAGAUACCACUUGUCCGCAGCAUUAACCUGUGCCAAAAUGUGCAGUGGUUUUGAAGAAGUGUGGGGCGUCAAGUAGCAGUGUGGCCAGCUCCUAUAGCCAAAUGACACAACAAACCACGAGACACCUGGUGUAAGACUCAGCAAACAAGUCUCCAUUCACUUUAACAUCAAUUUUUUAUUCUUCCUUCCACAUCCUUUCUCAUCAUCAAUAUGUGUUACUCCUCUCAGAUUCCUCAGACAGUUUGAUCUCUAAUACAUAAUAAUUUUCUCUUCCUUGUCUCAUCAAUUCUUUAUUAUCUCCUAGUGGCUGGUUUCCUGCAGCUGCAACACUUCCUAAUCUCAUUCAUUACCUGCACACUAUCAAUAGGAAACUUGUAAAAAAUAAUUAAGAAAAAUACUAUGAAAGUUUAACCAAUCUGAAAUUAUAUAUCAACUGUGACAACAAUUUAAAUAAAUUUACAUGUAUGAUAACAAAUAAAGUUUUUUAUUUAAUUUA